Molecule: messenger RNA, 1695 nt
Organism: Guillardia theta CCMP2712
Lineage: Eukaryota; Cryptophyceae; Pyrenomonadales; Geminigeraceae
Exons: 1
Coding region: 1-1695 (564 amino acids)
Source: RefSeq, a predicted model, not a curated record
AUGAAGCAGACCAAGAACGAAGUCCUGAUCCAAGAUGCUGCGUCCACCCUCGUACAGCUCGCCUCGAAGCCAUCUCAAGAUGAGUCCAGCCCCAGCGACCUGCUGGAUAUCGGACAUCUCGAGAGAGAGACGGUCUCCCUGUUCGAGCAGCACGUUCUCGAGCCGUUCCUCCUUGAGUCGUGCAAGAAUGUCAACGGUACCUCUCACAUCGUCUUCGACGACGUUUUCAGCCACGUCAAGUGCAUCAAGAAGUGUGGCUCGUUCCUGUGCAAAGCAGACAACUCCCAGCUCCUGGUCGGGGUGCCCUACGGCAGGACCGCAGUAUCGCAGCUUGAGCAGGGAUGUAUGUACACCACCGUGUCCGGGGAAUACCGCUUCUACGUACACAAGAUCUCACAUCAAGGUUCUCUAGGGAUGCGGCCGACUCCCGUCGAAGAUGGCGAGUGCUUGGAUCCUCGGCGAAUCACCCUGACCCUCAGCAUAGACCACAUGGAUCAGAGUCUCAACGAGACGCGAGCAGUCGACAACUCCAAGACGAUGAGCCUCGUGCUCUUCCGAUCCAUGAAGCUGCAGAACGGAGAUAGGAAGCAGCUCCUGCAAAUCAAUGGCCCCUUGACGGGAGAGGAAGUGGAUGACUUUCUCAAGCACUUCAUGUCUGAGGUCAUGAUCACUCCCAUCGAGUGGAAGGAAGGUUCUUCCAUCUACGGCGUCACAGACUCCGUGCUGCUUCACGAGCAGGGGUGGGGGCUUGACACAAGCGUGCUCACCGAGCUGACGGACGCGAAGGUGCUCCAGAACUUUGCCAUCGUGCUCAACGUUGACAUCGAGUGCUCUUUCUCGACGCUUGACGAGGCCUGCUCAGUGUUCAGCUGUCUCCCGGCGGCAGAGCAGGCGCGAGCAAGCAGGAGGUUCUUAGACUGGAUCGUCUCGAGUACUCAAGGGGGACGUAAGCACUGGCGGCGAAAGAUUCUGGAAGACUUUGACGAAGCUGUUUUACAGCAUGAGCUUGACAUCAAGAACUCCAAGUUUCGCAGCACCAUCCUCAAAGGCCUCGGUAAGCGCCAGACGGUAACUCUACACAGGACGGGGAUCUUGCAGAUGCAGAUGGUGAGGAGGCCGCGGGAGCUGCGGGUAGCAGUGGCGCGGAAGCUGGUCGAGCUCCAUCGGGCUGCGAUGAGCAACGGAUGUGGUCAGCCCUUGUUCGUGCCGCUCGCUUUGAGGCACAACCGAUGCCUCAAGCGACGGAUCUUGAGCAGCCCUGCGGCAGAUCCAAGGGCGUCAGUCAAGGCCGAGAAACGACAGCAAUGUCAAGCGGGCAGCGCUUUCAAGCUUCAGAACCUCGGACAAGCGUCGUCGGGGCUUCCGAUAUCAGCUCUGGUCUCUUCGGAGCCUUCAACUGAAGAGACUCGGAGCGCCAAACGCAUGAAGUUCAGCUCUCAACCGCUCAACACCAGCAUGCUGCAUGCAUGCCUCCUGCCGAAAGUAUCGCAAGACCUGCAGGCAGCAGCAAGCUUGUGCAGCCCCAUCACAGUUCCUCUCAUGCUGCCGGGUUGGAUCGAGCUCGUGCCGCGGCAGAUGCUUCCCGUCUAUACUUGGCAGCCGAGUCCAGCAGAGCUGGCAGAGUUGCUGGCUCAGGCUCAGAACGAUCUGUUGCGGGCCUCAACGAUGGACGGUUCUAAGCCUCCUGGCAACUGA